This is a messenger RNA of Larimichthys crocea (large yellow croaker), 629 nucleotides long. RefSeq names its product LSM6 homolog, U6 small nuclear RNA and mRNA degradation associated (gene lsm6). NCBI's taxonomy places the organism in Eukaryota, Metazoa, Chordata, Actinopteri, Sciaenidae. The transcript is spliced from 4 exons. Gene Ontology annotation, molecular function: RNA binding. Gene Ontology annotation, cellular component: P-body; nucleolus; U4/U6 x U5 tri-snRNP complex. The coding region runs from base 215 to 457 and encodes 80 amino acids. The record is from RefSeq and is a predicted model, not a curated record. Gene Ontology annotation, biological process: mRNA splicing, via spliceosome; maturation of SSU-rRNA.
GACGCUACCAAACACGUAGCUGCCGAUAACUGACAUAAAAAUCACACUUCUACAUAUACUGUGCGGGCUGCUUUUGGUUUAUUUAAUCGUGUACAAGGUGCUCAUGAGGACAGCGACGCUCUCACGCUGUUAACUACAAGAAUAUCCACGGGAGAGUCAGUUAGCUGCAGGAGUUAGCCCGCAGCUAACGCUCCUACACACGAUUACAGUCAAGAUGAGUUUGAGAAAGCAGACGCCGAGUGACUUUCUGAAGCAGAUCAUUGGGAGACCUGUGGUCGUCAAACUGAACUCUGGUGUGGAUUACAGAGGUGUCCUGGCCUGCCUGGAUGGUUACAUGAACAUUGCCAUAGAGCAGACUGAAGAGUACGUCAAUGGACAGCUCAAGAACAAGUAUGGAGAUGCUUUUCUGAGAGGAAACAAUGUCCUGUACAUCAGCACCCAGAAGAGGAAAGUGUAGCGAAGAACAUUCUGUGCUUUUAUUUUUUUCUGGUGUUUGAUGUGUCAGUGGACAUCUGCCCUAUGUUUUUUUCUUCUUUUUUUUUUUUGGUUGUGUAAAGCCUGAAGUCAUGGAAGAAUGUUUUGUUUUUUGUAAAAGUGGAAUAAGUUAAUAAAUCCUGAGUUUUGAUUUA